Lottia gigantea (owl limpet) is the source of this 657-nucleotide messenger RNA. RefSeq lists its product as hypothetical. The transcript has 9 exons. The record is from RefSeq and is a predicted model, not a curated record. Gene Ontology annotation, molecular function: ATP binding; deoxynucleoside kinase activity. Bases 1 to 657 code for a protein of 218 amino acids. Gene Ontology annotation, biological process: nucleobase-containing compound metabolic process. NCBI's taxonomy places the organism in Eukaryota, Metazoa, Mollusca, Gastropoda, Lottiidae. Gene Ontology annotation, cellular component: mitochondrion; cytoplasm.
AUGAAAAAAAUAUUUUCUGUUGCAGUUGAAGGCAAUAUUGGAAGCGGGAAGACAACAUUAUUAAAUUUUUUUAAAAAAUACAGAAAUGUUGAGGUUUUAGUGGAGCCUGUAGAAAAAUGGAAAAAUAUUAAAGGUUUUAACAGUUUAGAUUUGAUGUAUAAAGAUGCCACUCGAUGGAGUUCAGCUUUUCAGUCGUAUGUCACUCUAACUAUGUUACAAAAUCAUCAUUAUCAUAAUGAUGAAAUCAACAUUCGAAUGACAGAAAGAUCUGUUUAUAGUGCUAGAUACUGUUUUAUAGAAAAUCUUUAUAAAAGUAAAUUAAUGCCAGAAAUAGAUUAUGCUAUGUUGGGAGAAUGGCACGAUUGGAUUAAAACAAAUGCUGAAGCUCAAUUAGAUAUUAUAGUUUAUUUACAAGCAAAACCAGAAACAUGUUUAACAAGAAUAGCUGAAAGAAAUAGGCAUGAAGAACUAGGUGUACCUUUAGAUUAUUUACAGACUCUAGAUAGCUUACAUAAUGAUUGGUUAAUCAAGAAGAUUCAUGGUGAAGUCCCCGCUAAAGUUAUCAUUAUCAAUACAGAUGGUAAUAAAGAAGAUGUUAUAAAGCAGAUUCAAGCUGUAGAAUCAGAAGUCAUGUGUGGCAUUCAGCCACUACUUUGA